AUGCGAAUAAGCACAUUGACGAAACCGAUCGUUCUUCUCUCGAUCGCACUCUUAAGCACUCUUCUCUUCUUCGCAUUCUUUUUCGAGGACAAGCCUUACUCAUCAUCAUCUCCCUCUUCUUCACAAGACUCCAUGGCUCGACGAACCUUCAUCUUGUGGCUUCACGGUUUGGGAGAUUCCGGACCUGCCAACGAACCCAUCAAGACUAUUUUCAAAUCCCAUGAGUUUACAAACACUAAGUGGCUCUUCCCAUCCGCUCCUCCUAAUCCAGUCUCCUGCAAUCAUGGUAUGGUGAUGCCUUCUUGGUUUGAUAUCCGUGAGCUUCCUCUUACCGCGGGAUCUCCGAAUGAUGAAAGCAGCGUGCUUGAAGCUGUUAAGAACGUUCAUACCAUUAUAGAUAAGGAGAUUGCUGGAGGAAUUAAGGCAGAAAACGUGUAUAUCUGUGGAUUCAGCCAAGGAGGGGCAUUAACCUUGGCUAGUGUUCUGCUUUACCCUAAAACUCUUGGAGGAGGUGCAGUCUUUAGCGGAUGGGUUCCAUUUAACUCUUCUGUCAUAAAUAAGUUUACCAAAGAUGCUAUUAAGACACCAAUUUUGUGGUCUCAUGGGAUUGAUGACAAGACUGUAUUAUUUGAAGCUGGUCAAGCAGCUCUUCCUUUCCUUCAACAAGCUGGUGUCACUUGUGAAUUCAAGGUUUAUCCAGAUCUUGGACACUCAAUCAGUAAUGAGGAGCUUCAGUAUCUGGAGUCAUGGAUCAAACAAAGGAUGCAGAGUACUUCAUCUUCUUCUUCUUCUUCUUAA
Messenger RNA from Eruca vesicaria subsp. sativa (arugula), 798 nucleotides. NCBI's taxonomy places the organism in Eukaryota, Viridiplantae, Streptophyta, Magnoliopsida, Brassicales, Brassicaceae. The record is from the annotation of a GenBank genome assembly.